Molecule: messenger RNA, 801 nt
Organism: Mucor mucedo
Lineage: Eukaryota; Fungi; Mucoromycota; Mucoromycetes; Mucorales; Mucoraceae
Product: transcription factor Opi1-domain-containing protein
Exons: 2
Coding region: 16-747 (243 amino acids)
Biological process (GO): endoplasmic reticulum unfolded protein response; phospholipid biosynthetic process; regulation of transcription by RNA polymerase II
Cellular component (GO): nucleus; endoplasmic reticulum
Molecular function (GO): transcription corepressor activity
Source: RefSeq, a predicted model, not a curated record
ACAUAUUUUAUUUAAAUGAAUUACACUACGACUACCACGUCUAGAAUUAAAUUAAGCCAACCCUAUACUUCUGCGCCAACUAAUAAUGGAUCUACAUGGCAGCAAUUUAUGGUGGGGGCUGGCUCAGCUGCUGGAUCCACUGCAGCUGUCGUUAGUGAAGAUUCAAUGAAAUGUCUGCGAUAUUGUUUGAGCUGGUUACAGUACGCCAUACGAAAUUUGGGACAACAAAUGAACCUGCUUCGAAGCUUUCUCGUUUCCAUGGCAACAUCACCAUCACAAAAUCAGCAACAGCCCGUGAUAUUAGCCACCAUUAAACGAGACAUGGUUACCACAUUACGUAAAGUCAUUGACAUUAUUACGUGCUAUGCAAGCACAGCACUGCCUUACCAAGCCAAAGCAGCCGUACGAGGCACCAUUUUGAAUUUACCUAGUCGAUGGGCCUCGUUGUAUGAGGAUGAGACAUCAUCGACCAGCAUCGAUGUGACACAAAAACAAACAAAGGGUCAAGAAGACGUUGCAUUGCGAUUACUGGCAUUUGGCCAAGAGUCCACUGAAAUGUUGGGCUCAAUUCAUAACGUGUUUGACGAUACAAUCCAACGAGCAGAAAGUUGGUUAGAGCGAUUAAGAAUGAUAAACCCAAUGUCGAGCAGCCAAACAACGGCAGUUGAAGACGACGAUGAUGAUUUUUAUAAUGUAUUACUACCUCCUAUUCGAAACCUUCAUAUCUCCUCCCCAGCCACGACAUGAGAUGAUACUCCUCUUAUCAGUAAAAGAAAAAAAAAAUGAUUCCUAAUUUACCCU